AUGAGUGAAUCUUUGUCACUUGAGGAAACUCCACAAGAAAAUGAGGAAUUGACCAUAGAGGAAGAGUACAAGUUGUGGAGGAAAAAUUGUCAUUAUAUGUACGAUUUUAUAUCCGAAACUGCUCUCACUUGGCCCUCAUUAUCUAUACAAUGGCUACCACAAUCGUUUCAGGCUCCUUCUAAUGCAGAAAUUACGCAGAGUCUUCUGCUAACUACGUUGACCUCUGGUAAAGACACAGAUUACUUGAAAAUAGCAGGUACUCAGCUACCAGAUUCGUUGACAGGCAAGAAAUCGGAGGAGAAAGUAAAGUCAAGACUGAAGGUAUUCAAAAAAUACCCACAAAGCACAGAAAUAAACAGGGCCAGGUAUAUGCCCCAGAAUCCAAACAUAAUUGGCACAAUUAAUGCCUCUGGCCAGGUUUUCACAUAUGAUGUUAAAUCUCUGGCUGAGCCUGUGAUAAAUGAGUAUAUCCACCACAAGGAAAGUGGAUACGGAAUUUCAUGGAACAGGAAGAAAGAGGGGGUAUUUGCCACCUCUUCCGAUGACAAGACGGUGGCAAUUUGGAAUAUUAACCACUCUAAGCCAUUACGAACUUACGAACACAAAGAUAUUGUAAAUGACGUAGCUUUCCACAACUUUGACGUCAAUAUCAUUGGGUCCGUUUCAGACGAUAAAUCUCUGAAAAUUCAUGAUACAAGAACACAAAAAACUGUGAACUCUGAACAAGUCAGUGAAAAGGGAGUCAAUUCAUUAACGUUCUCCACCUUUUCCGAGAACCUGGUAGCCGUUGGUGGUGAAGAUUUUAAUGUAUCCCUUUUCGACUUGAGAAAUCUAACCAGGCCACUUCAUUCUAUGGUCGGACAUACGUCAACCAUAACGUCGUUAUCUUGGGAUCCUCAUCAUGAGAACAUUGUUGCAUCUGGCUCCGCAGAUCGUCGUGUAAUACUCUGGGAUAUCAGUAAGAUUGGAGAAGAACAGUUACAGGAUGAAAUGGAAGACGGUGUCUCAGAGUUAUUUAUGAUGCACGGAGGUCAUACUGGAUCCAUAUAUGAUUUGAGUUUCAAUCCUGAUAUUCCAUGGACAUUGGCCAGCUGUUCAAACGAUAAUAUUGUACAUCUCUGGACUGUUAGUAGAAAGGUACUAGGAUCAGGGAAUGAAGAGGUCGAUUUGAAGUCUUUAGAGUGA
Komagataella phaffii GS115 is the source of this 1185-nucleotide messenger RNA. Its product is annotated as Subunit of the Hat1p-Hat2p histone acetyltransferase complex. Lineage: Eukaryota; Fungi; Ascomycota; Pichiomycetes; Pichiales; Pichiaceae. The record is from RefSeq and is a predicted model, not a curated record. The transcript has a single exon. Gene Ontology annotation, molecular function: histone binding. Gene Ontology annotation, cellular component: cytoplasm; nucleus; Rpd3L-Expanded complex. Gene Ontology annotation, biological process: regulation of gene expression. The coding region runs from base 1 to 1185 and encodes 394 amino acids.